Molecule: messenger RNA, 659 nt
Organism: Sphaeroforma arctica JP610
Lineage: Eukaryota; Ichthyosporea; Ichthyophonida
Exons: 1
Source: RefSeq, a predicted model, not a curated record
CUCACCGUUCACACUGUUUUGUGUGUACAAUUAACCAAAGAUUGAGACUAGUGUAUAGACGAGUACGAACCUUACACGAAUCUGUUGACUGACCAAUCAACAAGGACAACAGAGAAGCACUCUGCCCAUACGAACACACAACCUUGAACUAUGGGUGGGAAGAAACGUCCUAGUACUGGCAAGAAUGCCACAGCAAAACACACCCGGGCCAAGGGUUUCCCUAAGACUAAUAACAGUACAUCCAAGAAGAAGAAACACCCCACUGACCGGCCCAUGAGUGCACACUACGAUCCGUUUACGAACGGUAUGUUUGGCGAUGCGGGUAUGGAUAUGGCUGUAUUGCAUAGUGAGAUGUAUGAGAUGGCUGAACAGGGUGAGUAUAUCAGCCUGGGUGGUAACAGGGGACACCGUGGUAGUACAGGACGGGGGAGGGGCAGGGGUGAUAUGAAGCAGUACGGCAACUCGGCUCAGCAUAGAACCAACGGGCAGUCCAAAAAAAAGGGACAGGUGCAUGUAGGGCACGGUAGCGCUGGGCGGUCGGAUAGCUCUGAGAGUGACAGUGAGAGCAGCGAGGGUGGUGGUUAUAGCUAUGCAGAGUACCACGCGAUGAUGGAGAGAGAUGAGAAGAAAGCUACUAAGAAGCUCGCGUUUGAGGGUAU